Epinephelus fuscoguttatus (brown-marbled grouper) is the source of this 2322-nucleotide messenger RNA. RefSeq names its product proline rich 35 (gene prr35). Bases 94 to 2322 code for a protein of 742 amino acids. The record is from RefSeq and is a predicted model, not a curated record. The transcript is spliced from 2 exons. NCBI's taxonomy places the organism in Eukaryota, Metazoa, Chordata, Actinopteri, Perciformes, Serranidae.
UCUGCGAAAAAAAGAUAUAAUAUCUAAAAAAAUCUAUCUUGACUCAUCAUUUUAAUACAAUCCCACAAUCUUUACAAAUACCAAGCCUCAAUCAUGUCAAAGGACGAUGCUUGUAAAGUGACGUCUGUCAGCAAACACAAGGAGCGCAAGCCGAAGAAGCCUCACUACAUUCCCCGGCCAUGGGGCAAACCCUACAACUACAAAUGCUUCCAGUGCCCCUUCACCUGCAUGGAGAAGUCCCACCUGUACAACCAUAUGAAGUACAGCCUGUGCAAGAACUCCCUUUCUCUGCUGAUAGAGUCAGACUGGCCGUAUAAGAAGGGCAACAUCCUGCACCCAGAACAGCUACGACCCUUUCAGCAGGCACAUGGACAUCACACUACCGGGAAAGAUGGGAUCGAACAGGUGACACGUACCGAGGAAGGUCAAAGGCAACGAAGGGCUGUGGAGGAGGAAGGUGAGGACAGGGAAAGCCAGGGACCUGAAGAUGAAGAAGAGGGAGGACGAGGAGAGGGAGUGGAGGUCACUGGGUUGACCAAAGAGAGCUCCACUGAUCGCAGCAGAGGAGAUGCUGCAGAGAGCACUACCAAGAAAAUUAAACAGCCGGAGUCCGAGCUUCUGAUGGCUGAUAUGCUCUCCCUGGAGGAUCAGCUUUUACGAGCACGCUCAGUGGAGGUAGAGGCCCAGCUGAAACACUACAAGCUAUCCAAGACGUAUCUAACAGCUCCUAGUCUGCUGUCGGAGCAGUGGCGGCUGUUAGCGUCCAGCCACACGAAGUCCAAAGCUGAAGGUGCUCAGCCCAGAGUGAGUAGUUCAAUCCCCUGUUACCCUCCGCCACCAAACCUGGUGGAUUACCAGGAUCCCACUGGACUCAACCUGUCAGUGCUCGGGGUGGGCUACCCCAUCAGCCCCAGCCUCUUCUCCUACAUGAACUCAGCUAUUCCCACUGCUGCCACGGGUGUCACAGCCCAGACCCAUGCGCAGCUCGCCCAGCUUCCCUUCCUGGCAUCAGCCGCUCAGCUGAUGCACCCAGCCUCCAGCACCCACGCAGACAGAGCUCUUAUCCCCCCUCGCCUUUAUUACCCCUUCCUGUGUGAGCACACGUUCGGACCGGCCUCCAGUCAGAGCGAUGCCAGCAAAGCACUCAAGACGUCCACAAACAGUCUAGAAGCAAAUCCCCUGUCUGGCUUCCAGCCGAAAGUUAAUCUGUGGAAAGUGCCUGCUUUGCGGCCGGGGACCGCCGCGGUCUCCCCUGCUGGGUGGGUGUCACCUCAGAGAGAGUCUCCCGAACAGGGCUACAGGUUGGGGGAUAAACUGCAGGCUCCAGCCAAGGAGGGCAAAGCAAGCUGGGGCCUCAAGAGGACAGGGGCCCCACUGGGGAGCCAUGAGUCACCCGUGGAAAAGAAGCCGGCCGUGGGUGGUUUCACUUUGGACCUCCUGAAGAAUAUCCAAACUGCAUCAACUCUUAAUAUGGCAGCGGACAAACUUCUCUUCCAUGGAAGUUUACAGGAUGCUCAGCUUCCGACCCGGCCCACUGAACUGUGGUACAACGAUCCUCUCACCAGCCCCAACAGUGAAACAUCCUCUCUUUCGACCUGUGGGGGACCCAACAGCCAGGACCCGACUGCUGCUCGGACAAUAGGGGAGGGAGCCUCAGAGUCGGUGGCUGCUCUCCUCAGCGACCUCUCCAAGGCAUUGCAGGAGUAUCAAGAGGCUGAACGCAAAAUCUCCCACCUGGAGAAGGAGGACCUUCCUGCUCAGCGCCACCUCUGGGAACACCUGGGCAAAAUCCGCAGUGAGCUCUCCCAUAUCCACCAGUCACUGGAGCGGACGGCUCGCCAGAGCGACGGUCCUCUGGACCUGUCGGUCAAGAGGGACUCCACGGACUCUGUUGGCGAGCACAGCAUGAGGGAGGAUGGCAGCCUUAAAGACAACAUGACAGAGACAGAGGAGGAGGACGAGGAGCUGGAGGAGAAAAAGGAAGAAGAAGAGAAUGAGAGUGAGAGGAAGGCGAUGAAGACGUCGUUGGAGAGUCGUAAACAGUCGUUGGACAUGCUGAUCAAGAUGAGCCAAGCAUCGGUGGUGAACACAGAGGUUCUCUCACCCAGUGGUCUCAGCAUGAGGCCCAGUUCUGCUGAGGCCUUGUGGCAGAGCAGAACCACCAAGUGUGAGGCAGACUCCAGCGUCCUGCUUUGCCCUGAUGGCCGAUCAGUGGUGUUCACCGACAUACCCUCCUCCGCCAAAACCCCAAAGAGGUCUCCUUCCAUCCAGCGACUAGAAGCCCAGUGUCCUCUGAGCCCUUUGACAGUUACUGAUAAUUAA